Molecule: messenger RNA, 4775 nt
Organism: Cydia splendana
Lineage: Eukaryota; Metazoa; Arthropoda; Insecta; Lepidoptera; Tortricidae
Gene: Xpc
Product: DNA repair protein complementing XP-C cells homolog
Exons: 10
Coding region: 138-3680 (1180 amino acids)
Biological process (GO): mismatch repair; nucleotide-excision repair
Cellular component (GO): cytoplasm; nucleus; nucleotide-excision repair factor 2 complex
Molecular function (GO): damaged DNA binding; single-stranded DNA binding
Source: RefSeq, a predicted model, not a curated record
UUUCAUAACAUUUUUUUUGUUAUUUGUUAAACAAGCAUGCUUUUUUGUACGACUUGCCGGGUAUUUUAGAAAUAGUUGAUGUUAUUCACUUGGGUUUGUCUAUAAGUGUUAUUUCGUAAAGUAUUCAGUUAUAAAACAUGCCAACUACUCGUAAAAAAGUAAUCAAAACCGUUUACAAAGAUGAGAACGAUAGCGAGCCCGAGACAGGAGAUUUUAGCGACUCGGGGUCCGAUGCCAAAAUAACUGACGUCUCCAGCUCCGAGGACGAAGAGCAAGCCGUGUCCUCAGGAGAAGAAUUUGAAGACGAAGACCCAAAAAAUAGUAAAACAAAGAAAUCAGCACCGAGAAGAAAGCCUCAAUUUGCGAAAAACUUCAUUAAAAAGAUUCGCGAUGAACCUCAGGAUGGUUCGGAUGAAAAUGCUCCUGCCAUAAAAGCGUUUUCAGUGAAGGAUUUAACUGAUGCUGAUAAGUUGCUGCCUUCGUUCCUCAACCUGUCAGAAAGUGACAGUAGUGAUGAUGAAUCUCCCAGAAAACCACCGAGUUUACCUGCCAACACCACCUUCUCUUCAGUUAAUGAUGCAGACAGUGACCAUGAAACUAAAAUGGAGUAUCAAGAUGUAUGGUCUAAAAACAUACCUGACAACAGUGAGGAGAUUGCACAAAAAACUUUCAAAGAAUUGGAAAUCCACAAAACAAAGGUUGAAGAGACAAAAGCUUCAAUCCUCAAUUACACAGCCAAGAGCUCCUCCCAGGCCUUUGAUGUGAAGGAUCUGUUGGCUCAAGGAGAGGAUGUGCUACCUGAGCCCACAAAAGUAAAGAAAAGUAAAAAAAAGAAGAAACAAAAUGACAGUGACUCAGAAAUGGAGGACUGGGAAGAGGUGAAAGAGUCAAAAGCACUACCAGCUUCCGGAUUGCAGGUGGUCGUAGACUUCCCUGACGCCGCCCACAGGAAAUCUAAAAAGAUAGACCUUGAAAUGAUGAUGAAAAGAAAAAUGAACAGAGUCAAAAAAGAGUAUCAAGUGUACAUGCAUAAAGUUCAUGUUCUGUGCUGGUUAGGGCACGGGAAUUAUGUAAGCUCAAUUCUAAAUGAUCAGGAAAUAAUGAGUGCCGUGUUAUCGUUAUUUCCUUCAAAAGAAUGCUACCCAGGUGAACGAGUUGAUGUGAAGUAUGUUGAACAGAUAACAAAAUGGUUUAAGAACAAAAUAACUUUAAUACAAGAUAGGCAUGAAAACAAGUUCAAACCUAAAGCACCGCCUCUUAAAGAUAUCCUAUUAAAAGAGAUUAAAAACAAGACGGUUUCAACAAAGAAGUUCAUGUUCUUUAUUUUUGUCAGUAUGUUAAGGGCGCUCGGCCUCCAGUGUCGAGUCAUGUUCAACUUUGUGACAUUGCCAAUCAGACCGCCCAGUUCCGAACUUUGUUCUCUUUCUACCAAACCAAAAGACGAAAAGAAGAAUGUGGAGCCUAAAAAAGAAGAUACAAAGAAAUCGGCUCAAAAAAAAGGAUGCAAAUCUAAAACAAAAUCAAAACAGAGCAUUGCACAAGUUGAUGGAAACUAUGAUAGUGACAUGGAUGUGGAUGAUAAAUAUUAUAGUGACACGAACAUUAUGCAAAUUGAUGGGAAUGAUGAUGGUAAUAUUGAAACCGCAAAAGGUCGUAAAACUAGGCGAAGUAAAGCGGCUAUAGCCUUGGAACUCACAGAAAAGGCGGAGGAUGUUUCACCACCUAAAAGAGCAAGAAGAAGUGUCACCUCAAAGUCUGACCCAUUGAAAAGUGUAUCCGAGGAUAAAACUUUACCAAAGCGAAGAAUCAGAAAAGCCAGUGAAGAUAAAGCUAAGGCCCAAGAGACAAAAUCAGUUGAAGUAGACUCUAGUAAUAAAGCUUCACCAACUCCUAAGACACUCUCUUUAAAUAGACGUGGCAAAGCUAUUAAAGAAACUAAAACUGAGACGAAAGAAAGCCAAAAUGUUAUCACAAAAUCUCAAGAAAAGUCGAGUAAAAAGACUACCCUAACUCUAAAACAACCUGAUCCUCCAAAAAAUAUUGUUAGUAACGAGAAUAACAAGGCAGUUAGUAGCACAUUCUUUGAAAGUACUAGCAAUACUACCACUAAAUCUACAACACGGAGCCGAUCAAAAACUGCCGACGUAAAAAAGGUGCAUGAUUCUAAAGAUUCUGUUAAUAAAGACACUAAAUCCAGAUCAAAGAGUGCAGGCACUCCUGAAACUAGUAAAUAUUUCAAAAACAGUGAAAAAACAACAACUAAAAGAACAAAAAAGGCAGCUAAAGAUCCAGACGAUGAGUUAAGAGUGAGUCACAGGGAUCUCGUGCCGAAGACAAAGACAUCUAAGAAUGAGGUGACUUCUACACUGAUUGCAAUCAUGAAAGACAGAAUGGAAGAGUCCAUGAAUAAUGCUAAGGUGGUUAAGAAAACGAAAACUGUAAAAGGAAAAUCAAAGAUAAACAACGGCGACAGUGACUACGAACCCGAAGCAGUGAGCGACGACGAUUUCAAACCGACCAAGAUCAGUCCGAAGCCAAGUACGAGUCGCAAGAUCGACCGUCGAGUGCUAUCGACGGACGACGAGGCGCCGAGAGACAAGACGGACGUGUGGUGCGAGGUGUUCGUCGAGGAGCUCGAGCAGUGGAUAGCUGUCGAUGUGGUGAAGGGGCUGGUUCACUGCACAAAUGAGAUUUACAGCCGAGCAACCCACCCCGUCUGCUACGUCGUCGGAUGGGACAACAACAACUACCUCAAAGACCUCACGCGGCGCUACGUGCCUCACUGGAACACCGUCACCCGCAAGCAACGCGCCGAGCCCUCGUGGUGGGACACGGCUAUUGUCCCGUGGAAGGGACCCAGGACGGCUCGGGACAGGGAGGAGGACGAAGCUUUGGACAGGAUGCAGUUAGAUGCCCCGCUCCCUAAGAGUAUUGCUGAAUACAAAAACCACCCCCUGUACGCGUUAAAGCGGCACCUGCUGAAGUACGAGGCGCUGUACCCGGCGGACGCGGCCACGCUGGGGUUCGUGCGCGGCGAGGCGGUGUACGCGCGGUCCUGCGUGCACGUGUGCCGCUCGCGGGACACCUGGCUCAAGGACGCCAAGGUGGUGAGGCUGGGGGAAAAGCCGUAUAAGAUCGUCAAAGCACGCCCCAAGUGGGACAAGCUAUCCAACAAGCUGAUAACGGACAAGCCGCUGGAAAUAUUCGGGCCGUGGCAGGUUCAGGAGUACGAGCCGCCCGUGGCCGAGAACGGCGUCGUGCCGCGCAACGCCUACGGCAACGUCGAGCUGUUCAAGGCCUGCAUGUUGCCUAAAGGCACCGUACAUAUCAAACUACCGAGCCUGAACAAAGUAGCCAAGAAGCUGAACAUAGACUGCGCCCCAGCCAUGACUGGCUUCGACUUCAACGGUGGCUGGUCGCACCCGGUGUACGACGGGUUCGUCGUGUGCCAGGAGUUCGAGGAGGUCGUCACGCAGGCCUGGCUCGAGGAUCAAGAAGAGAUGGAGAGGCGCGAAAGAGAAAAAACCGAAGCAAGAGUCUAUGGCUACUGGAAACGGCUGAUCAAGGGCCUCAUGAUCAAGGAGCGGCUCAAACUCAAGUACGGGUUCGAGGAGCCCAGCACUUCGGACAAGGCUAAGAAUUCUAAAGGGCCACGAUUUGUGACAAAGAAAAAGAAGUAAGGUUCGAAACUGAAUUGAAUACUUACUGCAGAUGGCGCCACAAUCUUAGUCCAAUCGAUGCGGGUAUAUAGACAUCAGGAUGGGGUCCCUUUGUUUCCCAUAAAGUUUUAAGUCAUAAUGUAUUGUUUGUCAUAUUAUCGUCAGUCAUAAAACUGAAACCGUUAACUUUUCAGGAUUUUCGUAAGGUAUAGAAUAUAGAUAGGUUAGGUUAGGUUUGUUUUAUGGCAAUCCUGAAAAGUUACGCGUUCCUGAGAAAAACCAAUUAUGACUAACGUAAAUUCGGACAAACAAUACAUUAUGACUUAAAACUAUUUGGGAAACAAUAGAGACCUCAUCAGGAUAUAUACAUAGUUCGGCAGGAAUCACUUGUCAUGCAGAGAGAAUCAUACUAUCUUUUUCUUAUGCUAGUAUUAUAACCCCAAAAAAAAGGGAUGAGAAUAGUUAUAUUAUCCUACUGUUACUCACAAAAGUGGUUAGUCGUGUUUUCAAAGUUUUUUUUUAAUGAUCUACAUGGAAAAAGCAUGCAUUAGGAUUGUAGAGGUCUAACCUCAUGUUAAUGAUAGACUUGAUUAUGUUUAGUUUCUAAAUACUUUAUACUGGGGAAUGAAGAAUCAUACUGUCUUUUUCUUAUGCUAGUAUUAUAACCCCAAAAAAGGGAUGAGUAUAGUUAUAUUAUUCUACUGAUACUCACAAAAGUGGUUGGUCGUGUUUUUUAAAGUUUUUUUUAAUGAUCUACAUGAAAAAGCAUGCAUUAGGAUUGUAGAGGUUUAACCCCAUGUUAAUGAUAGACUUGAUUAAGUUUAAUUUCUAAAUACUUUAUACUGGGGAAUGAAGACGUUUAUCGAUUUGGCAAUACAUAGUCGCAAUGGGAACUAUGAUAAUUUAUUGGAAAAACAGUGUCAAUUCAGUACCAUCGAUAUUUAAUUAUUAUUAUGUCACCACAAAAAAAAUGUGUAUUUCAAGAGAUUAGAUCAGUGAAAUCUUACCGCCUAUAUAUACUUUAAUUAUGGUAAUUAUGUACUAACAUCUCAAAUAUAGUUAUUAGUACCUAUAGUUAAAGUUAAGUCACUGUUUUGUUAAUUGUUUUAAGUUUUU